CUGACUGACAUGAAAAACGUGUUCUCUUUUUUCUCAUAUCAUUUACUUUACCUUCUCUCACUCUCUCUCUCUAACAUCUGAAUUUGCAUCUCUCAUCUCUCUCUCUCUCUCUCUCUCUCAAUCUGCAAUCCCUCUGUUCUCUCUUAUAUCACUGUCUCACCAUCUCUCUCAAUCUGCAAUCCCUCUGUUCUCUCUUGUCUCACCAUCUCUCUGUUCUACUGAAUCGAUCUUCCCUUUCCGUUCAUCUAAUUUAUUUGUGUUGGAUCAGACUUAAUUGGAAUUGAAAUAUUAUGCCAGAGGUAUGUCUUUAAAUUAAUCUCUUCUUUAGUUUUUUACCUUUCUGUUUUUCUGGUGCUCUCCCAUUUCCUGCUUUGUAUCUCUGUAAUAUCCCACAUUCACUCUCUUAGUUUUUCCGUUAAAUGUGAAUUAGGCUGUCUUUUAGACCUGAAUUUGUGUCUCUCUUGAGUGUCUCCUUGUGAAUCUUCACUUUUCUUUCCAAAAAAAAAAAAAAAAAAAAAAAAACUUCACUUUUGUUUGUCAUUUAAAAUCAAACUCUCUGUAUUUGUUAGCUUUCUCCUUGUUAAAGCUUCCUGUAUUUCUGUUGCCAUAUAUUUCCUUGUAUUCUCUAUUGCAUCAUACAUCUCCUUAGAGAGACAAGAGACAUUAAAAAUGGAAGUGAUUACUAAAAUGGUGGAAAAGAUGGUAGAGCCCAUCAUAGGCCGCUUGUACACAUCCAUCGGCCGUCAAUUUGGUUAUUUGUUUCACUGUAAGCAAAACAUUCAGGAUUAUGCAGAUGAAGUUGACAAACUCAGACGUGUGAAGGGAAGGGUCGAUACCAAGGUUAAAGAAGCCUUGAACAAUGCUCAAGUCAUCGAGGAUGAUGUUUCGCAGUGGCAGACGAAAAUGCAGAGUUCAUUGCCGACUAUGGUAGAUGACAUGAACAGAUUGCUCCAAGGCAAAGAAAAUCUCAGGUGUCUUGAUGUUUGCUUACGUUACCGGUUGGGUAAGGAAGGGAAAAAGAAGAAGACUGAUGUUACCAAGCUUAUAGAGGAAGGCAACUUUGACUCUUUUGCACACCAACCUCCUCUCACUGGUAUUUGGCGCUCAAACAGCAUGAAGUAUGAGAGUUUUGAAUCCAGAGAGCGGGUUUUUAAGCAGAUCAUGGAGGCACUAAAAGAUGAUAGCAAUUACAAGAUUGGGAUUCAUGGGAUGCCGGGCGUUGGAAAAACGAGAAUGAUGAAAGAAGUUGCCGAACAAGCUCAAAAAUGUAAGCUCUUUGAUGAGAUCGCCCAAGUAGUUGUCACCCAAAAUCCAAAUUUAAAAGAAAUUCAACAAAAACUUGCAGAAGGGUUGAAUUGUAAUUUAGAAGAAGAGACUGAAGAUGCAAGAAAGGGGCGGCUAUACCUUAGACUGAAAAAUGGUAAAAAGAUCCUUGUAAUGGUGGAUGACGUUUGGAAUGAUAAAAUUAAGUUGGAGGGCAUUGGAAUUCCAGCUACAGAUGAUCAUUUCACGGGUUGCAAAAUUUUGUUAACCUCUCGGAGUAGAGAUGUGUGCAAAGAGAUGGGUGUUCAAGAAAAAGGUAACUUUCAAAUUGGAGUCUUAUCGGAUGUUGAAGCAUGGUCCCUUUUUAAGAAGAAGGUGGGAGAUUCUUUUGAAACUCAUGAAAUGCAAUCUGUAGCGGAAGAAGUGUGCAGAGAAUGUGCAUGUUUGCCAUUGGCAAUACUUGCAGUUGGUGGAGCACUACAGAAUAAGAGUAAGCAGAAAUGGAAAGAUGCACUAAAACAACUAAGAAAUUGUAGGGCAGAUAACAUUGGUGGAUUGCAGGGAAAACUCUAUUCACGCAUAGAGUUGAGCUACGACUACCUGGAGUCUAUUGAUGCAAAGUCAAUUUUUUUGCUCUGUUGUUUGUUCGGAGAAGAUGCUGAGAUUUUCAUUGAUGAUUUGGUGAUGUAUGGCGUUGGAUUGAGACUUCUCCAAGGCGUGGAUACAAUGGAAGAAGCACGGAAUAGAACUCAUGCGAUCGUCGAUACCCUAAAGAUAUCUUCUUUGUUGUUAGAAGGUAAAAGUGAAAACUAUGUAAAAAUGCACGAUGUCAUUCGAGAUGUCGCCAUUUCGAUUGCAUCAAAAGGGGAAGAUGGCAUGUUUAUAGUGAAAGCCGGUGUUGAGAAGUGGCCAGAGGAUGAUGAAUACAAAAGAUGCAGAGCAAUCUCAUUAAGGUUGAGCAAAGAUUGUGUGCUUCCCGAUAAUUCAGAAUAUCCUCAACUACGCACCUUAAUGUUGGAAGGUUGCUAUCGUUCACCAACUAUUCCGAGUAACUUUUUUAAAGGGAUGGAGAAGCUUGAAGUUUUACAUUUGCGUGACAUGGGCAACUUGACAGUACCAUCGUCACUUCAAAAUCUUCGGAUGUUACGACUGUACCGGUGCAAAUUGGUGAACCUAGCUUUUCUCAAGGAGUUGCGAAAACUUGAGAUACUAAGCAUUCAAUAUCCUAGUCUGGAAGAGUGGACUCUGGAUAUAGGGCAGUUGACUAGUCUACGGUCGUUGGAUGUGAGAGGCUUUUCCAAUCUCCAAAUCCUUCCAGGUUUCAUAUCUAGUCUAUCCCAGCUUGAGGAAUUUCACAUUCGAGACUUUGACCAAUGGGAGAUUGAAGGCAAUGCAAGCCUGGUUGAACUAAAUUCAUUGACUCGCUUAAUCAGUUUACAAGUUCAAGUGCCAAAUGUCAAGUUACUGCCCAUCAAUGAGCUCCUGUCUAAGUCGUUAAUCAGAUUUCAAAUAUCCAUUGGCCAGGGAUUACACUUUUAUGGUUUUGACGGUUCAUCUACAGCAACAAGGAUACUGAAACUAAAGGGAAUUCCUUUGAAGAGGGAGCUUCACAUUUUGAUGGAGAAAGCUGAAGUGCUACAUUUAGAAGAACUGGAAAUUUUAAAGAAUGUGAGUCAAGACACAGAUGGUGAGGGGUUUCUAGACUUGAAGUAUCUUAGAGUUUGGGAUUGUAAGGGGAUAGAACAUUUAUUUGGCAGACCAAAUUGGAAUUCACAGACCAUCGGAUCACGUGUGUCUUGUUCUUUUAGCAAAUUAAGUAUUUUGCGAGUAUUCGAGUGUCCGUCGAGAUAUCUCUUCUCCGCAGCCGCAGCAAGAGGCCUUCUGCAACUCCAAGAAUUAACUAUAAGUUACUGUGAAAACUUGGAAGAAAUAGUUGGAGAUGACAAUGAAAUCAUGGAUAAUGUUGUUACUUUUCAUCAAUUAAAGAAAAUGAGGUUGGAGGAUCUACCAAAACUGAGAAGCUUCAAUGCCAAUACGAAGAAGACGUCAGCUGAAGAAUGCAAUGUGUCCGGCCUUGCACAACUGUUUAAUGAUAAGGUUAAGUUCCCAGCAUUGGAGUUAUUGGAGAUUGGAGGUUUGGAAAGCCUCACAGCGAUAUGGGAUAACCAAUUAUUCCUGGGUUCACAAGCAGAAGAUUCCUUCCGGCAGCUGAGGUUCAUUGAAGUGGAUAUGUGUGAGAAGCUAGUAAAUGUCAUUCCACCCAAUGUACUCCCGUUGUUACAGAAACUUGAAAGCCUCAUAGUUUGGUCAUGUGAUUCAAUUGUAUCUGGAGUUGAAGUGGUUGCUAUUGAAGAAGGUGGUGAUGAGAUCGUCAUGUUUCCUCAAUUAAAGACCAUGGAACUUUCAAAUUUGCCAAAGCUCUGUAGUUUCUGUUGUAGUGGAGGAUCCAAAGAAGAAGAAGAAGCAAGCGAUAAGAUCCUAGUGUUCCCUCAAUUAAACAAAAUGAAACUUUCAAGUUUGCCAAAGUUCAGUAGUUUCUGCUGCUUCAGAAAUGAAAAAGAAAGCAUAUUGAAGGAGACUAUUCCUCAACGAGAUGCUCUCUUUAACCAAAAGGUUCAAUUUCCUUGCUUGGAGAAGUUGGUUAUUGAGAGAAUGAACGAGUAUAGGUGUCUCAAGCUAUUAAAUGUUGCUUCAACAGAAUCACUUACAAGUUUUCAGAACCUUAAAGAGCUCCGUGUGAAAGAGUGCGACUCCCUGGAAGAGGUAUUUAAAGUUAAAGGGUCAAAGGGAGCAGAAGAAACAGGUGCAAGCCAUAAAGCUCUGGGAAAAGAAGUAGAGAACAAUCUUGUGUUCCCUCAAUUAAAUGAAGUGGUCUUUAACAACCUACCGUCCCUGACGAGCUUUUGCGGAAGGAAUUGCAUUUCUGAAUUGCCAUCUGUAAUAAAAAUAACAGUAGAACGCUGUCCCAAAUUGGAGAUGUUUCCUUGCCGAUACCUGAACAGUACUGAACCAUUGCCAAAUGAAAUGGUUGAAUUUCCUAUCUUGGAUAGAUUGAUACUGAGUGAUGAGAGCAUCUUCGAAGGUACAUGCCAUGUCCUUCCCUUUUGCAAAGUACCAAAAUCCCUGGAGGUGAACAACUGCAGAAACUUAGUAAAUGUUUAUACCCUGCUACAGCGGUUUGAGACUACUCAAUUGAGACUGGUGUAUUUACCUAAAUUGGAGCGUAAUUGGAUAAUGGAACCCCAGGGGCAUCUGGUAUUUCACAACCUAACAAAAUUGACAGUAGAACAAUUGGAACUGAAGUAUCUAUUCUCACUCUCAAUAGCAAAAAGUCUCACACAACUCAGGGAUCUAAGAAUUAAAUAUUGUGGUGUGAUGGAAGAAAUACUUAAAAAUGAAGAACAAGAUGCCACGGAUGAAAUUGUGUUCUCUCAGCUACAGCGUUUGAUAGUAAAAAAUUGCAUCGGACUGAAGUAUCUAUUCUCACUCUCAAUAGCAAAAAGUCUCACACAACUCAGGGAUCUAACAAUUGAAAAUUGUGGUGUGAUGGAAGAAAUACUUAAAAACGAAGGAGGAGGAGGAGGAGAAAAUGCCACGGAUGAAAUUGAGUUCUCUCAGCUAGGGCAUCUGAUACUUUCAUAUCUACCAAACCUCACAUGUUUUUGUCAGGCAAACAAUGCUUUUAAAUUCCCAUCCUUGACGCGUGUUGAUAUAACCAGGUGUCCGGAAUUGAAGACUUUCACAUCUGGAUAUUUAAGCACACCGGAUAUAGAAGUAUUCAAAGAUCAGUGGAAGUUAAGUCGUGUAAAUGACCUUAAUAAUCAUGUGCAACAAUUUUGGGAAGGAAAGGUAACUAAGGGAGUAGCAGUGGAGGAUAAUAAUGAUGCAGAAACAAGUUAAGAAGAGGGAGAAACCACGAUGACCAUAUUCCGCUAAAUCAGUAAAUAAGGACAUUGUUGUUACAUGUGACAUGGCUAGAGUGUGACUCUAGUGCGGGAGGUAUGAGUUCUCCCUAAUUGAGAUAGUGCGCACUUAGGGUGGUCUUCCCUACGGGUUAGUGCCUGGAAUAACCAUUGAGGUCUCGGCAGAAUUCCGAGCGUGAUAUCCAAGUCUUCCACUAUUUGUUUUCGCAUUCAAUUCCAAAUUAUCAAUCAUGUUUAUAUUGUGACUUGUUGUUUUGACUAUUGGCGAUUUGAUGUUGUUAAGUACAUACAUAUUAAAUUGUUAUAUUUAGUCGAUUUCACACUUUUAGAUUUCUAGUUGAUAGUCUAGAGAAUCUAUGUUUUGAUGUGUGGUAUUAGAUAUUCCAAUUAUACUAAAUUGUUAUAUUUAGUUGAUUUCGCAUUUUUGAUAUUAAAUUGGUUACCUUGAAAAUCUAUAUCUAGUUGCUUUGUGUAAGCAUGUUUCUAUCUAGGUGCUUUGUGUAAGCAUGUUUCUAUCUAGUUGCUUUGUGUAAGUAUGUUUCUAUCUAGUUGCUUGGUGUAAGCAUGUUAUAUCUUGUUGCUAUGUGUAGCAUGCUCUUGUGUUGUUGAAAUCGCAUAAAGGAUAUGUUUUAUGCUAGUAAUGAUCUUAGGUAGUUAGGAUGCUUCCUGAGUCUUACUUUUGACAUAGACGUUAGGUGGAAUGAACCACAAUGAUUAAAUCAUGCAAACUUGUAAAACUUAGGUCGAUGCAUGCUCAUUUCCUACGAGUAGUUUUAUAUUGCUCACCCCUACGUUACUG
This is a messenger RNA of Cornus florida, 5985 nucleotides long. RefSeq names its product disease resistance protein RPS2-like. Lineage: Eukaryota; Viridiplantae; Streptophyta; Magnoliopsida; Cornales; Cornaceae. The record is from RefSeq and is a predicted model, not a curated record. The transcript has 6 exons. The coding region runs from base 670 to 5163 and encodes 1497 amino acids. Gene Ontology annotation, molecular function: ADP binding.